AUGAUCGACGAACCGGAAGAGAUUCUGGUGGUGAACGUGCAGAAUGGAAAGCCGUUGAUCAUUAGGCUGCAAGGAGUUAAGGAUCCACCGAUUUUGUUAGAGAUGGAUCAACACGAAGAUCAUUCCAAUGAUUCGAAAAGCAUCCAUAAAACGUCAAUCGUUUCUCAUCCGGAACCAGGCAUCUAUUCAAGAGAGUCGACAAUUGACAGUCAAGGUACCAUCGACAGUUGGAAUGUGACGUGCGCGAGGAUCAGAAACAUUAUGUUCGAUUGCAAGAAAAGUUUCGUGGGUGAGGAGGUUCAGGUGGCGAUGAAGUUCAAGAAUAUCGGCGGGGAAGGACGAUUUUUCAUCAUGGGCGAAAUCGAUUGGUGCUCGAUGUACAUCGAAGUAAACGUCUUCCUGGUUUAUCCCCUAGUAUCAACCAUUAUUCCUUUAUUUUUAUUUCUCUUUUCAUCUAUAAAAGAAACUAUUAACCCUAUUCACUCGGAAGGUGACUCUCAAUUGCCACUUGAUUUGACGUAGUAAAAUUAUAAAAUCUGAUAUUUAAUGUUGAACUUUGUAUAAUGCCUCGAUACGUGAAGUAUUGAAAUAAAAUAGUUUUGUUCCUCAUUGUACUUGUGAUUUCUGUUCGAGUUAGUCUCAAAGAAUAUCAUCUUUGUCUCGUGAAGAGGUGUUAAACAUUUCUAGUGAGAAACUUCCGAGUGCAAAGGGUUAAUACUACUAAUAUUAAUGACAACAAGAGAUCACUAUAUAAUUAUGUAAUUUUCUAUUUAAAAUUUCGACGUAUAACUUGACUCUCUAUGGUAAAGAUACUAAGGAUUCUACUUUAAAAAAUCUUCAUCUAUAAAGGGUUGAUAACUGAGUCGCUCAGAUGCGGUUAAGUCCAUUCCUUGAUAUUUCUUGAUUUUUGUAAAUUCUAAUGGAAUAAAUAAUAUUCUUUUCAGAUAUUAAAGGAUUCACUCAUUUCUUCGUUCCUUCCAGAAAGUCUUUUUUAUAGCUUCUGAAUACGUCAAGUAAUAAUUUUAGAAAGCAAAGCAUUAAUUUUCUCAAUUCUUGUUUUCCGGGCUUAACCGCGUCCGCUUCUGAACUUGACUCAACUAUUUGUCAAUGUAAAUUAGCAUCUGACAAAUUGACAGACAUCGGCCAAUACGGAUUCCCAGUAUAGUAACUAACAUUCCUUUUUGAGGACAUCACGAACGAAAACACGCUGAUGCUGUCUCCGUUCGCGAUUUGGCCCGCGUACUUCGAGCUGAAGUCGCAGGAGGAAAUAACGCUGUCCGCGUACUUCCUGCCGGACAGUUACGGGAUUCAUGUAAAUGAUAAACGAUUUGUCGAAGCGAUUGACCCGGUUUUUAUCGUGCCUAUUCUUAUCAGGUCGACCAGCUGUAUAUACUCAGUGACAAUUGUACCAUGCUGGCAACGGAAAUAAUCGGGGAUGGUCUGCUGUACGAGCCGAAUUUCAUUCAGCUUAGUAAAGUAUCUACGUCAU
Messenger RNA from Nomia melanderi (Alkali bee), 1489 nucleotides. RefSeq lists its product as uncharacterized. Lineage: Eukaryota; Metazoa; Arthropoda; Insecta; Hymenoptera; Halictidae. The record is from RefSeq and is a predicted model, not a curated record.